This is a messenger RNA of Peniophora sp. CBMAI 1063, 1581 nucleotides long. The record is from the annotation of a GenBank genome assembly. NCBI's taxonomy places the organism in Eukaryota, Fungi, Basidiomycota, Agaricomycetes, Russulales, Peniophoraceae.
AUGGCCGACGCCAGCACUCCGGUACUCAGCCUUCCUGGCGACAUCCUUCUCUAUCUGGCAGCGUUCUUUCGGCCAAGUCCGGCCGAGGUGAAAAACGGGCCCGAGUUGGACGACACCUGUCUCGCAGCAUGCGCCAACAUACCUGCCGUAUGCAGAAGAUGGCGCGAGAUCUGCUUGGAGUCGCCAUCAUACUGGUCGUGCUUCGUACUGCCCAAGAGAUACGUGCACCCCAAGCGCAUGCUCGCGCGCGUCCGAGAUGCUCCUCUCGACAUCUAUAUCGAAGUGUCGGGAGAUGCUACUAUUGCGGAUCAGGCACAGAUUGCAGCAGAUCUAUCCUUGCUCAAUGAGCAUGAUGAUGCUCGCUACGUCAGAUCCUUCUCCUUGCACAGCCACAAGGACGUCCCCAUCGCGGGAACGUUACUUGAAAGUGCUAUGCAGGUUCUCAACCUCGCCCAUACACGUCUAGAGCACCUGUACUUUCACGACGGUCACCCCCCUCCGUCGGAGCGCGUCAAGAGCCCUGCACAAGCCCUGGUCUUGCAAUCCCCUUAUCUCUCCACCUUCACACUGAGAGGCCACCAACGCCUAGACUGGUCCCCGAAAACUUGCAUCCUACGCCAGCUCACCCAUCUUUACCUCGACUCCUUCAACUUCGCUCACAUGUGUGGCGCUCUUGCAGACAUGCCUCAGCUGCAGACUGUAUUCGUCGAUCUUGGGGACGGACAGUUAGCCCAAGAGGUGGACUUCAUCCCUUCCCCAAAGUCAUUGUCGUGGCCAGCGCUCAAGGAGCUGACAUUACAAUGCCACCCUAUCGACGUUCCUGUCUUCUGGAACGCCUUGAACAUAUCACAGUCCGUUCGGGUUACGUUCAUCAUCAUCGACCAAAGCCCGUUCGUUUCGCGACCAAGAUCGCGCACACUGCUCGAAAGCGCGCUCUCCAUGUUCUUCCCGAAGCGCGGCGGUGAUACAUCUUCCCCGAAACUGAACUGUCUGAGCGUACCGUGUCGAGAAAUGAAUGGCGAACUUCUGCCAGUCAGGACUCUCCUAGACUUUUACGCCGAAGGCUCGGAGGAGCCUGUGUCGUACCAGGACGAUGAGGAUGGAAGAGUGCGCCGGAUGCUCGGGCGACCCGCGAUGUCGUUCUGGAUCGAGACCAAGUACGCAUAUCCGGAAGCCAUGAGAUAUCUGGGUACCUCAUUCAGUCACCUCGACUCGCUACACAUUGGCUAUCAGGAUGAUCCCCAAAUCAUCUAUGGGAUGCUUCCCUGUGUGUUCCACAUGUCCGCGCUUCAGAGGGUGCACAUUCAGGGCGGCAUGGAAGUACCACACCUUCUCAGGUUCCUCAUUGGCUCACGUGUACCCGGACUCCGCUACCUCAUUAUCGAGAUCCUCGAAGGAGUGGCCAGAUCUGACAAUAAUCCUGCGGCCUCUGUACUUCGAUACCUGGACAUGAGAUUUGACUGCGAUCUCCCAGACUUGGAGUACUUGGAACUUCGCGGUUGUGACAUGGACGAGGACACGGAGUUGGGGCUCAGAGAUCUCGUACGAAACCUUGCAUUCAGUGGAGCGGAGGAUUUAUAG